AUGGCGAAACUCAAGGCACAUGAAGAACUCUCCACUAAUGCGAAUACUAUCAAAGCUAGCAACUGCGUCUCCAACCUUACUGAAGAUGAGAAGGCUGUUCACUUAGUACUCAAGGCUGACCAUGCUGAUCUGAGCUACUACUUAAAGAAGUUAUAUAAGUCUGCAAAGUCGCGAGAUAUUUUAAAUGACGAGGCUGUUCUACCAGAUGAGCUUUCCGAUGAAGAGAUCACUAGCACCCAGGCUCUCUUAACUCAGCGCACAUUGAUAGUCCAAUUUCCGCAAGUGGCAACAUUUCUGGAUAGCUGUAUCCACUCAUAUACGAGAAAGGCUGAAAAGCUGAGAAAGAAGCCUGAGCGUCUCUUUGAGUAUAUGCCGUGGAUUGAUGUAGAGGAAGG
Pseudogymnoascus destructans is the source of this 395-nucleotide messenger RNA. RefSeq lists its product as uncharacterized. Lineage: Eukaryota; Fungi; Ascomycota; Leotiomycetes; Thelebolales; Thelebolaceae. The transcript is spliced from 3 exons. The record is from RefSeq and is a predicted model, not a curated record. The annotation marks the transcript as partial.